Messenger RNA from Xyrauchen texanus (razorback sucker), 4108 nucleotides. It is a transcript of the gene recql5, whose product is annotated as RecQ helicase-like 5. Lineage: Eukaryota; Metazoa; Chordata; Actinopteri; Cypriniformes; Catostomidae. The transcript is spliced from 19 exons. Gene Ontology annotation, molecular function: four-way junction helicase activity; 3'-5' DNA helicase activity; nucleic acid binding. Gene Ontology annotation, biological process: double-strand break repair via homologous recombination. Bases 44 to 2992 code for a protein of 982 amino acids. The record is from RefSeq and is a predicted model, not a curated record. Gene Ontology annotation, cellular component: cytoplasm; chromosome.
UGAAAGUUGAGUGAAUGUUGACAUUGUUGAUGUAGUUGUUAUUAUGAGUGCCAUUCGUCGAGCUCUAAAGAAACACUUCGGAUUCGACCAGUUUCGGUCACAGCAGCAGGAGGAUGUCGUGAAAGCAGUGUUGAAGGGUGACAGGGAUGUUUUUGUGUGCAUGCCCACUGGUGCAGGGAAGUCUCUGUGCUAUCAGCUCCCUGCAGUUCUGGCCAAUGGCAUCACAUUGGUCAUUUCUCCACUGAUCGCUCUCAUCCAGGAUCAAGUGGAGCACCUCAAAGCUCUAAAUGUUCCAGCGCGUUCCAUCAACUCCAAACUCCCCUCCGCUGAGCGCCAUCAGAUCCUGGCAGACCUGGAGAGUGAGAGUCCUCGACUCAAACUGCUCUACAUCACUCCUGAGAUGGUGGCGUCUCCAUCGUUUCAGCCCUGCCUGAACUCGCUGUCUUCUCGUGGUCUCCUGGCGUAUCUGGCGGUGGAUGAAGCUCACUGUGUGUCUCAGUGGGGUCAUGACUUCAGACCCGAUUAUCUGAAGCUUGGCGAGCUCCGCUCUCGUCUGCAUGGUGUUCCCUGCAUCGCGUUAACUGCAACGGCUCCCAAGAGGGUGCAGGAAGACAUCGGAUGCUCGCUGAAACUGAGAUCACCACUCGUCUUCACCAUGCCCGUUUUCCGUAAAAACUUGAGUUAUGAUGUGAUCUUCCGUGAUCUGUUGCCUGAUCCUUAUGUCCACUUGCUUGCAUUUGCUAAAGAGGCACUGGGAGGAACUUCGGCAGAAAAGGGAUGUGGGAUUGUUUACUGUCGAACCAGAGAGGGUUGUGAAGAAGUGGCACAUAAGUUGACUAAAUUAGGAAUUGUGUCCAAGCCCUACCACGCAGGUCUAAAGGUGGGCGAUCGCAUAGAGAAUCAGGCUGAUUGGAUGGCUGGUAAAGUGCCUGUUAUUGUGGCCACCAUCAGUUUUGGUAUGGGAGUGGACAAGGCCAAUGUCAGGUUUGUAGUUCACUGGAAUGUGGCGAAGUCAUUGGCGAGUUAUUAUCAAGAGUCCGGGAGAGCUGGCCGUGAUGGACUGCCUUCCUCAUGCAGGAUUUACUACUCACCCAAAGACAGAGACCAACUCGGCUUCCUCAUCCGCAAAGAGAUCACACGCAAACAGGAAAAGCGGGGAUCGGAAAAAGAACGGGAUAAAGCGCCCAUCCUGGACUUUGAUGCCAUGAUUGCUUUUUGUGAACAAGAAGGGUGCAGACACGCCACCAUCUCGCAGUUUUUUGGUGAUCAGAAACCCAACUGUGCUGGUGCGUGUGACUACUGUCGCAACCCUAAACUUGUCUGUGCUCAGCUGGCAAGAGCGGCUGCUCUCAGCACCAGAACCGGCCCAGACCAGAGCGCAAAGCCCAGGGGACCGUUCGGCUUUGAUCCUGGACUCUACGCGGGAGGCAAGAAGGGUUACGGGUUCGAGAGAUAUGAUGAGGAAGGCGGCGAUAGCGAGGAAGAUGAGUCAGGGAAUAGGAAGAAAGAGUUUGGAAAUCUCUUUAAGAAGCAGAUGAGCCUGAGAAAGGGUUCCGAUGUGGCAAAAGACACGUUUGUUCCACCAGAUGUUGACUGUCCGUUGAAGGAUGCCAGCAGUCAGAGAAUCCCAAGACUUACAGUGAAGAGCAGAGAGCACUGCCUGUCUCUUCUCCAGGAGUGUCUGACCAGCUCUGACACACUCUAUCAGGCUGUGGAAAUAGAGCAUGAGAUCUUCAGAGGCAGUAAAUCAGCAAACCUCUACAAGGCUGCAGUUCUCAAGAGAGUGUCAGAGAUGAAGAAGGUUAUGACUGGAAAUGUUGCGUUCUCCAGUGACUUUCACGAAAGUCAAAAUACAGCUAACGAAGAGCCAGCACCCUCCACUUCUUCAUCUCAAUCUGAACAUCUGCAGGGCUUCACUUUAGCCUCACAAGUCUACUCGCUGAAAAGAAAGCGAGUAGGUGCAGGAUUCCGUGGUUCAUCCAGCCUGUUUCAGACAGCAGGAGAUUUUCUGAAGAACUCUCAGAUAGAGUCUCUUACUGUGGAUAAAAUGCCUGAAGACCCCAUCUGUGAGGACGAGGAGGAAACAGAAGGAAAACCUAAGAUGAACAGCAGUAAAAUAACAUCUUCCACCUCAUCUUCUGUCAAAGCCAAGAGCAGCACAACUUCCUCCCUGAGCAGCCCAAGCAAAAGACUCACCAAGAAACAGCAAAAACUAGCAGAAGCAGCCAAAGACAUACGCUGUAUAUCGCAGUAUUUUGGAAAAAAGCACAUAGAGAGCUCCCAAAUAAAAGAAGGAAGUGUUCUACCAGAGCCAAAGGAAGAAAGCCCUGUUGUAGUCACAUCUCAGGAUCACUCACCUUCAUCUAAUGUCAAUGACUUUACUGCGAUGAAUAGCAACUUUAUAGAUGCUGAAAGCACUUCAGAGAAUGCUGGUCUUAUGGAGAAAACUGAUGUGAAUGUAAGACCCCCUGCCGAAGUGACGCCCAAGCUGGACGAGAUGGGGCUAAUACCAGAGGUCACUGCAGAUCAAGAGCUUGAGGGUGAGGAGCAGAAGUAUAACGGCCAACAAAGUCCACCGGAACAAUCAUUUGAGGAAAGAGCUGACGACAAAACGCCAUCUCCUCCUGCAAAACGCAGCCGCUUGCUGAAGGAAAUCAAGAGAGUAACAUUUUACCCUGUGGUGCAAGAGGCGCAGUUUGACACAAUGAAUGGAGAUGCUGCUGAGAUUUCCCAAAAGCCUGUGACACUUAAGGAAGCUGCAGAUAUUGUGGUCCACUGUCUGGAUCCAUUCUACAAAAAGGGCAAAUUUGCAACUAAGGAUUUGUUCAAAUCCUUUGCCCGUUUCCUCUCCCAUCUUCUUACUGAAGGAAAAACGUCAUACCGAGGCAAAGUGAAAAUGCAAGCAAAAAGCCUCAUCAAGUGUUUCUUCAGUAAGAUACAAUGCUGUGAGAGUGAGUCGGACUGGAGACACUUGAAAGUCGGGGACAGAUAGAAAUUUGUCUGGUUUUUUUUAUCUCUUCAACAAAACCUCUGGAAAUCCCUUCAUUGUCAGGAAAACUGUAUGUUUAGCAACUUGCUGCUGUAUAUCUCAGUUGUAUCGAGGGAUUGAUUCAAGUAUAAUUUGCACAUUAAUGUGAACUGCUAAAGGAUGCUGAUUUCUUUUUGGAUGCUGAAGUCUGUACAAGCUAUGGGCCGCAAUAACUGUUAUGUAGCAUUAGUAGCUGAUAAUGCACUUAGAGUAGAUUGAACUGUACUACAUUAAAGGGCAAAUGAGCGCAAAUGGAAAAUGACGAAGUAUUUUACAAUGAGUCAUUUAAAGGAAUAGUUCACACCAAAAUGAUCAUUAUGUCAUUAUUAUUUACUUAUCUUUGCACAGCUCUUUUCCAUACAAAGACUAUAAUUUCAUUUUGGUCUGUUCAAAGUUAUUAUGUGGGAAUAUAGUACUCAAGUCGAAUGACUUUUAUUAGGUUUAUUUAUUUUUUAGAGCUUUUCAGACAUGGUCACUAUAAACCAUAUAUUGAAAAAAGCUCCCUGAGAAUUUUUCAGUAUUUGGGCAGUUCUGAAAUUCAUUCAGAUUUGGAAAGACAUGAGGUGAGUAAAUGAUGACAUCAUUCACCAUGUUUACUUCAAUUUGUAAAAUUUCUCAGGUGUCUCUUCAUUUUUUGUAUUUGUCUUUGUCUCGCUUUUCAGUUUCAUGAAAGCAAAAAAAAACUAUUUUUUUUGUCUCUCUUCAUUAAAACUGCUUUGCGCUAUUAUUAGGCACUUUUGAAAUUACAUCUUAAACAUGUGAUCGUCUCCCAGCGGGAAACCUGCUUGAAAUAAACAAGUUUAACGCUUCACUGUGCCCACAGUCAUUGCUGAAUGAAGAGCCCUAAUUAUCCCUGUUCACAGCCCUCAGAUUCCCGAGCAAACGUGAUUAUUGUGUGCGCUGGUGCCUCUUAGUGGAGGAGGAGAGAAAGUAUGAUGACCAAAGACUUGCACGGUGACCGACCAAUGGCAGUGGUCUGAAUCAUGCAUAUUAAUAGACUAUGGUGACGUGAUUUGGUAGUCUAGCCAAUGGCAAUGUCUUUGCUUAUGUAUAAUACAUAUGCUAAUUUUAAUCAAACAG